CUCGUGUUCCCCGUCCAGGCGGGGUUUCCGGGCACCGCUUCGACGGCGGCUUCGCGGGACCCGCAGACCCGGUCGCAGCCCGAGCCCCAAGCGGACGGAGUCAUGAGGCACCUGCCGUAUUUCUGCCGCGGCCAGGUGGUGCGGGGCUUCGGCCGCGGCUCCAAGCAGCUGGGCAUCCCCACAGCUAACUUUCCGGAACAAGUAGUUGAUAAUCUUCCAGCCGAUGUAUCCACUGGCAUUUAUUAUGGCUGGGCCAGUGUUGGAAAUGGAGACGUUCAUAAGAUGGUGGUGAGCAUAGGAUGGAACCCAUACUACAAGAAUACAAAAAAGUCUAUGGAAACUCAUAUCAUGCAUACCUUCAAAGAGGACUUCUAUGGGGAGAUCCUCAAUGUGGCCAUUGUUGGCUACCUCAGACCGGAAAAGAACUUUGAUUCUUUAGAGUCCCUUAUUUCAGCAAUUCAAGCUGAUAUUGAGGAAGCUAAGAAACGACUAGAUUUACCAGAACAUUUGAAAUUCAAAGAAGACAAUUUCUUCCAGGUUCCCAAAGGCAAAAUAAUGAAUGGUCACUGAUAAAAAAAAUCACCUUAUUCUUAUUUAUUCAUUUACUGUUUUCUAAUAUUUUACUGCUCAUAACUCCUCCAUCAUUAUAUUUUGAAAAUCAGAUAUUUUCUUACAGCUGUGAAUUAGUUUAAACAGUACAGUGUCUUUACCACGUUAUGUUUCAACCAUUCAAAUCAAACCCAUCAUGCUAUUGUACUAAAGUGAUUGAUUUUAAAGAUCAAGAUUCUUUUUGAUGUAAUAUGUUGAUUAAAAUGUACUACUAGAAAGGUCUUAAGUGUCUUAAAAUGGAAAUGAAAAUGUAUAUAAGUAUGGGUAAAAAGGCAAGUCACGAGAUUUGAGAUGAGAACUAGUAAUUCUCAUGGUGCCCAGUAGUACAUAUAUACUUGUGUAGUGUGUGCCUCUCAGUGGGGCAGGCUUAGCAAAGUAAAUGUAUUCAACAGAGGUGUGAGAGUUGAUUAUAAACCUAAGGGGAAAAAUCCAGACUUUAUAUUUUUGAUAUUUUGUGCAUUAAUAUAUUGUUGCAAACAUGUAGACAUGUGAAUUUUUUUUUUCUCUUGUGUGAAGUUUUAUUGUGGUUAGUCAUUUCCUUUAUGAGGUCAGAUCAUUGCACUGUAUUCAUUUUCUUUUACAGCUGCCUCAGUUCUAAUUGGUCUAGACUCCCUCUCCGUAUCAUUUGUUUGUUUAUCUCCUGAAGCGGUAAAAUGAGUGUUUUUCUAAUCUCUAGCUCUCAUUUUUGUGUUGUAUGGCACUUCUCUGUUUUAAGAGCAGAUGUUCAAUAUUUUUCUUGAUUUGGUUCUUUUUCCUUGGAA
Lontra canadensis (Northern American river otter) is the source of this 1370-nucleotide messenger RNA. RefSeq names its product riboflavin kinase (gene RFK). NCBI's taxonomy places the organism in Eukaryota, Metazoa, Chordata, Mammalia, Carnivora, Mustelidae. The coding region runs from base 103 to 570 and encodes 155 amino acids. The record is from RefSeq and is a predicted model, not a curated record. Gene Ontology annotation, cellular component: mitochondrion. The transcript is spliced from 4 exons. Gene Ontology annotation, biological process: riboflavin biosynthetic process; FMN biosynthetic process. Gene Ontology annotation, molecular function: riboflavin kinase activity.